This is a messenger RNA of Laetiporus sulphureus 93-53, 2571 nucleotides long. RefSeq names its product tetratricopeptide repeat domain 27. Gene Ontology annotation, molecular function: protein binding. NCBI's taxonomy places the organism in Eukaryota, Fungi, Basidiomycota, Agaricomycetes, Polyporales, Laetiporaceae. The record is from RefSeq and is a predicted model, not a curated record. Bases 1 to 2571 code for a protein of 856 amino acids. The transcript has 3 exons.
AUGAGCUUGGAUGCAGUCGAAAAGGCGUUGCUUACUGGAAAAUGGGAUGAACAAAUCCAGGAUCCCUCACUCGCAUCGGUGCUGGAUGUUACAAAGAGCGUCAAAGAGUUGCUGCGAUUGACGUUGGCCGUAGCCUGUCUGCACGCUUUCGUCCAAGAGAACUGGACGGGACCCGACUUGGACGUGAAACCUCUGGAGGUCAUCUCGAUCUCGACCGAAUCAUCUCAAAAUAUAUCUGAAGAGCUGCUUCAUCGCAACUCGAUUUCGGAAUUGGCAUAUGGCGGAGAACCCGCAUACCAUCUCGCAAAGGUUCCGAUUUUCCUACGACUAUCGAAGCUACUCCUAGAUCUGCCUUACAAACACUGCAAAUCCGCUCCGUGGUGGAGACUCCGGGUAUGGCUAGUACACGAGCAAGUGCUCGACGAACCUGUAGCGGUCCCCGAAUAUACACUGACUGACGUUGAGCCCCUCCUAAAGACAUUCGCCUCCCACCCGGAUCUUGCUGGCCGCCUCAUCCUCGAACAGGGAAUACUUGAGCACCAGCUCGGUCAUGACAAAGCAGCUGCAGAGUUUUUCGUCCGCGCGGCCCGCACAACGCACCUUGAGUACGAGCUAACAGGCGCACCCGGAAAACGCACAAAGUUCCAGCAGAAUGAUGUCACGCAGCUCGUCCUCCUCGCUGAGUCUCGGAAAAGGGAAGGCGAUGCCGAGCCGAACGAUACGGCUAACCAAAACAAAUCGCCGUCCUCCGAUGUCUCACAAGCCUCCAGAGACAUCUCAAGCGCGGCGAUGCCAGAGACGCUAGCUCUGAAUGACGAUACGCUGCUCGAGCAAACCGAAUUUACCUCAUCCUCUGCCGGAACUCCCGGUUUGCGCCUCAGCCACCUCUAUCCUGCAUCACAGCCACCCCUGCAUCCCCUGGACCAAUGUAUAUUGCUAGCGCUAUGCCUGAACGUCCGGAAUACCUCACCGGUACACGGUCUAACCGCGGAGCAGAUGUCGCCAUACAUAGCGCGUGUCAUCUCUCAUCCGCGCAACUGGUCCGUCCAUACCAUGGCCCUCCUCCUCCGAUCACGCUUAGAAGCCAACCGCACACGCACCGUCGAGCGAGCGACCCUGCAGCUGCAAGCGCUGGUCGAUCAGAUGCCCACGGCGGACUCCACCGUGUCGGAGCGGCUGCUCCACUUCCAUUCCAUCCCCCUUCCCAGCAAGUGGGAAAUGGAGAAGGAGCUCGCGCUCCGCUUCCUAUCCAUCGGGGUGAUCAAGUCCGCACUAGAGAUUUUCGAGCGGCUGGAGAUGUGGGAGGAAGUCGUGAAAUGCUGGCAGGCGAUGGAGCGACGCGAUAAGGGCAUCGCCAUCGUGCGCGAUCUUCUGGAGGGUAGAAAGGCGGAGGCGGAGACGGUCAUCUCUCGGGAGAAGGCUGUCAGCGAGACUCGAAGACGAAACUUGGAUGCCAUGCAGGAGGCCAAACUCUGGUGUUUGUUGGGAGAUCUCGAGCCGGAGAAUGCGCUGCAGCACUAUACUCGCGCAUGGGAGAUAUCGAGAGAGUCAUCGGGAAGGGCUAUGCGAUCACUGGGUGGUUACUACUUCGCUGGAGGCGACUACCCGAACACGAUUACUUGUCUCCGCCGCGCAGUCAGCAUCAACCCGCUUCUGGCCCGAUCUUGGUUCAUACUCGGCUGCGCCUAUGUCCGCGUAGAAGAUUGGGAAGGGGCUCGCGAAUCGUUCGCCCGUUGUGUGAGCAUAGACGACGAAGAUGCCGAAAGCUGGAGCAACCUCGCAAGCGUCUAUCUGCGGAUGGGCGAGGCCGGGAAAAAGAUCGAAGCCGGAGGUGUAGAGGACGAGGAGGUGAACGAGACGAACAAGUCCAUACCAUUUACAAACAAGAUGCUGGCGUUCCGCGCUUUGAAGCAGGGUUUGAAAUACAGCUACGACAACUGGAGGAUGUGGUCCAACUACAUGAUUGUGGCGAUGGACGUAGGAGAGCUGUCCGAAGCGUGUCAUGCUCUAAGCCGGGUGGUGGAGGAGCGCAGUGCGAAGGACGGUGCGAAGUGCGUCGACGAAGAUGUACUCGAGCGUUUGGUGGAUGCUGUCACGAGGGCACCUGUAGACACUGAAGACGCUGUACAGGGUCACGGAUCUAGCACGAGCAACAUCAGGAAUGCCAACGAAGGGCAUAGACUGUUACGAAGCGUCACCGGUCUCUUCGAACGCACGAUCCUGCCACGAGUCUCAUCGCCCCGCAUCUUCCGCGCCCGCGCCCGCUUGUUGACUUGGCAGGGCCGCUGGGAGGAGGCGCUCAAGGCUUAUCUGGACGGUUAUAGAUGUGGAGUCGCAGGGACGAUGGAGAAGGGGGAGACGGACCUGGAGAGGUGGCGAGAGGCCGUGGCCGAAGUGGAAGAUAUCGUUGAUGUCCUCAGGAACCUCGGGCCGCGGACGGAGGGAUACAACUGGAAGCUGCAGGCGAGAAGCAUCGUACGGACCUUCGUGGGGAGGACCCGAGACUUCGAAGACGAGCCGGAAUGGUCUCGACUGGCUGCAUUGCAGGAGGAACUUCGUAAGGAGGAGUAG